GCAUCAGCUUCCACCUCAUCUUCCAAAUACUCCUCCACCCUCAAAACCACCUCCUUUCUCACGCGUCUCGACAGGUAUCCAGCAACAUGCACAAGUCUCUGGUUCUCCUCGGUGCUUUCCUUUUCAGCGCUGUCGCUGUCCAGGCCGGUCCUCUCCCCGGUGGCUCCUGGUGCAACAAGCCCAAGAACGAGCCCUUCUGGGGCGCUUCCACCACCAGCUGCUGCAACGGUUGGAUGGACAGCAACCGCCGUUGCCACGACAUCCCCAACUGCCAGGCUUUCUACACCUGCUGCAUCGACAAGUGGCACAGCGCCAACAAGCCCACCGACUCGUGCUAGGGGCUGAUGUCCUCUUUGUGACCCCAUGUAGCACCUUCCUAACUCUCCCAAGGGAACUGCGCUCCUGGAAUUAUCUGUACCAAUGAAAGAAAUAAAGAGUGCUGACAGUAUUCCCU
Molecule: messenger RNA, 454 nt
Organism: Gamsiella multidivaricata
Lineage: Eukaryota; Fungi; Mortierellomycota; Mortierellomycetes; Mortierellales; Mortierellaceae
Exons: 2
Coding region: 87-338 (83 amino acids)
Source: RefSeq, a predicted model, not a curated record